Grus americana (Whooping crane) is the source of this 2094-nucleotide messenger RNA. It is a transcript of the gene PPP5C, whose product is annotated as protein phosphatase 5 catalytic subunit. Gene Ontology annotation, cellular component: cytosol; nucleus. The transcript is spliced from 13 exons. The record is from RefSeq and is a predicted model, not a curated record. Lineage: Eukaryota; Metazoa; Chordata; Aves; Gruiformes; Gruidae. Bases 116 to 1612 code for a protein of 498 amino acids. Gene Ontology annotation, molecular function: protein binding; protein serine/threonine phosphatase activity.
CCCGUUUACGACACUGCCCCCUCCCGUCCCGCCUCCUUUGCGACAGAGGCGGCGGUGCUUGGUGGCUCGGCGGGCCGCGCUCCCGGCGGUUGCCAGGGCGCUUUACGGCCCGGCGAUGGCGGAGGGAGAGCGGGCGGAGAGCGGCGGCGGCCCCGGCCCCGGGCGGCCCCCGAGCCCGGCCGAGGUGGAGCGGGCUGAGGCUCUCAAGACCCGCGCGAACGAAUUCUUCAAAGGGAAGGACUACGAGAACGCGGUGAAGUAUUACAGCAGCGCCAUCGAGCUGAACCCCACCAACGCCAUCUACUAUGGGAACCGGAGCUUGGCGUACCUGCGCACCGAGUGCUACGGCUACGCCCUGGCCGACGCCACGCGCGCCGUCGAGCUGGACAAGAAGUACGUCAAGGGUUACUACCGUCGCGCCGCCAGCAACAUGGCCCUGGGCAAGUUCAAGGCCGCCCUGCGAGACUACGAGACGGUGGUGAAGGUGAGACCCAAUGACAAGGACGCCAAGUUGAAGUACCAGGAGUGUCACAAGAUCGUCAAGCAGAAGGCCUUCGAGCGGGCCAUCGCCAGCGACGAGCACAAACGCUCCGUCGUCGACUCCCUCGACAUCGAGAGCAUGACCAUCGAGGAUGAGUACAGCGGCCCCAAGCUGGACGGCGGCAAGGUGACGUUGGCUUUCAUGAAGGACCUCAUGCAGUGGUACAAGGAGCAGAAGAAACUCCACAGAAAAUGUGCCUACCAGAUCCUGGUGCAGGUGAAGGAGGUGCUGGCCAAGCUCCCCACGUUGGUAGAAACGACGUUGAAAGAGACGGAGAAGGUGACGGUGUGCGGGGACACCCACGGGCAGUACUACGACCUGCUGAACAUCUUCGAGCUCAACGGCUUGCCCUCCGAAUCGAACCCUUACAUAUUCAACGGGGACUUUGUGGAUCGCGGGUCCUUCUCCGUCGAGGUCAUCCUCACGCUCUUCGGCUUCAAGCUCCUCUACCCCGAUCACUUCCACUUGCUCCGAGGGAACCACGAGACGGACAACAUGAACCAGAUUUACGGUUUCGAGGGGGAGGUGAAGGCCAAGUACACGGCGCAGAUGUUCGCCCUCUUCAGCGAAGUCUUCGAGUGGCUGCCGCUGGCCCAGUGCAUCAACGGCAAAGUGCUGAUCAUGCACGGGGGGCUCUUCAGCGAGGACGGCGUCACCCUCGACGACAUCCGGAAGAUCGAGAGGAACCGACAACCCCCGGACUCAGGUCCCAUGUGUGACCUCCUCUGGUCCGACCCGCAGCCCCAGAACGGUCGUUCCGUCAGCAAACGCGGGGUCAGCUGCCAGUUCGGCCCCGACGUCACCAAGAGUUUCUUGGAGCGCAACCGCCUCGAUUACAUCAUCCGCAGCCAUGAGGUCAAACCCGAGGGCUACGAGGUGGCCCACGACGGCAAAUGCGUCACCGUCUUCUCCGCCCCCAACUACUGCGACCAGAUGGGCAAUAAGGGCUCCUACAUCCACCUGCGAGGCAGCGACCUGCGCCCCGACUUCCACCAGUUCACAGCAGUGCCUCACCCCAACGUCAAGCCCAUGAUGUACGCCAACACCCUGCUGCAGCUGGGCAUGAUGUGACCCCCCCGGGGUGCUGCCCCCCCCCUGCACCCCACUUCCCUCCCCCCCCCCCAGGGGGGGUUUUAAUAUAUUGGAAGAUUGUAUUUAUUCCCCUCCCCCCCCUCCCCAGUGCUCCCAGUUUGCCCCAGUUGGGGCAGGAGCUUGGGCAGCACCAUGGGGGGGGGCAGUGGGGGGCGGGGGGGGGAUUUUUUUGGGGGGGUGUGGGGGUGUGUGGGGGUGUCUCCCCCCCCCCCCCCUCUGCUGGCAUCCCCCCCCCCGGGGGGGGGCUGCCCCUUGUUGCCCCUCCCCCAACAAGCAAUAGGUGCAUGGAGAUGGGGGGAAGGGGGGGGGGUUUGGGGGGGGAGGGGGUGGUGUGCUCAGGAUUUGGGGGGGCUCCCCCCCCCCCCAGGCCAUGCCCCCCCCCCCCCCUUCCCCCCCCCCCCCCGGCCGGGCGAUUUUACCGUCUGUAAUUAAUGAUGUUAAAAUAAAGUAAUUAUUGUAAA